AUGGGAUUAGAUGUUGUUAUGUUCAGAGCAGACAAGGGAGGCAACCCAGAGUUGAUCAAGUUGUCCCAACAGCGUCGUUUUAAACCAGUCGAGGCUGUCGAUGCCGUCAUUGAGAUUGACAAGAAGGUCAAAGAUGCUCAAUAUCGUCUGGAUCAAACAAAUGGUGAUUAUGCCAAGGUCAACAAGGAGUUGGCUAUGAAGAAGAAGUCUGGUGAGACUGGUGCAGCUGUUGAUGAGUUGGUUGCCAAAGCAACCGCCAUUGAUCAGACUGUCAAGGCACUGAAGCAAGAGACUGCAGACUUGGAGGAGGAGCGCAAGAAGCUCAUCAAGCCAAUUGGAAACAUCGUACACGAGUCGGUGCCAGUGUCUGACAACGAGGACAACAACACCGUGCACAGCACAUGGGGCGAGCCCAAGCAGUCGCCAGACCUGCUUCACCACCACGAGCUGCUGGACAUGAUCGACGGCUACGACGUGCCACGUGGAACAGAGGUGUCUGGUCACAGAUGCUACUUCCUCAAGGGAGUCGGUGUCGAGCUCAACAUGGCCAUCAUCAACUACGCACUCACUUUCCUAAAGAAGCGCGGCUUCACUCACCUGCAGACACCAUUCUUUAUGCGCAAGGAGGUCAUGGCCAAGACUGCCCAGCUGGAGCAGUUUGACGAGGAGCUGUACAAGGUGGUCGGCGGUGCACAGGGCGAGGAGAGCGAGAAGUACCUGAUCGCCACCUCUGAGCAGCCAAUCUCUUCCUAUCACCAGGGUGAGUGGCUCGAGGAGAAGGACCUGCCAAAGAUGUACUCUGGCUACUCGACCUGUUUCCGUAAGGAGGCCGGCGCUCACGGUCGCGACACCUGGGGCAUCUUCCGUGUGCACCAGUUUGAGAAGAUCGAGCAGUUCUGCAUCACCAAGCCAGAGGACUCGUGGGACAUGCACGAGAAGAUGUUGGCCAACGCCGAGGCCUUCUACCAGGAGCUCGGUCUGCCAUACCGUGUGAUCAACAUUGUGUCGGGAGCACUCAACAAUGCCGCCGCCAAGAAGUACGACCUCGAGGGAUGGUUCCCAGGCUACAACCAGUACCGUGAGCUGGUCUCCUGCUCCAACUGCACUGACUACCAAUCGCGCGAUCUGGAAAUCCGUUGUGGCAUGAAGAAGCAGGGUCAGCAACAGAAGAAGUACGUUCACAUGCUCAACUCGACGCUGGCUGCCACCACCCGUGUCAUUUGCUGCAUCCUCGAGAACUACCAGACUGAGGGAGGUAUCAACGUUCCAAAGCCACUGCAGCCAUUCAUGGGAGGCACUGAGUUUAUCCCAUUCGUCAAGCCCAAGCCAGGCAAGCCCAAGGAUGCCCCAAAGAAC
Messenger RNA from Acytostelium subglobosum LB1, 1356 nucleotides. RefSeq lists its product as hypothetical. Gene Ontology annotation, molecular function: tRNA binding; serine-tRNA ligase activity; ATP binding. Lineage: Eukaryota; Evosea; Eumycetozoa; Acytosteliales; Acytosteliaceae. The record is from RefSeq and is a predicted model, not a curated record. The annotation marks the transcript as partial. The transcript is spliced from 2 exons. Gene Ontology annotation, cellular component: cytosol. Gene Ontology annotation, biological process: seryl-tRNA aminoacylation.